Messenger RNA from Pangasianodon hypophthalmus (striped catfish), 7340 nucleotides. Its product is annotated as tubulin polymerization-promoting protein. The coding region runs from base 3515 to 4321 and encodes 268 amino acids. The record is from RefSeq and is a predicted model, not a curated record. The transcript has 7 exons. NCBI's taxonomy places the organism in Eukaryota, Metazoa, Chordata, Actinopteri, Siluriformes, Pangasiidae. Gene Ontology annotation, cellular component: microtubule. Gene Ontology annotation, biological process: positive regulation of protein polymerization; microtubule polymerization; microtubule bundle formation. Gene Ontology annotation, molecular function: tubulin binding.
GGAGACCAGUUUCAGCACGAUGUAAAAAACAUCGUUACUGUCUCUCGCGAACCGAUUCGCUUGAAAAGAGUCGUUCACACACAAACGGUUCGUUCUCGGACAGGGAGCAGAUCAGAGCGCGAGGACUCACGCAGGACCGCGGACGUGUUUAUUAAUUCGCGCGGAAGGUUCAGCUGUGAGAAUGUGUCAGAAGAAGGACAUGUAAUAAAGGAAGAGGCGUGAGGAGCAGCACCAAAUUACACGAAUGAAAUGAAGGCCGUUCUCCCCACACAGACUGUAAGCACAAUUACACUCCCACCGACUCCCAGGAAUGGACAGGCAUCAUUGGAUUUUAAAGUGCUGAUGGUAGAAUAAAACCUUAGCCUGCUGCGCCACUUUGGAGCCCUGUAGUUGGAUGCUUAAAGGUGUAUGGAGGUAGAAGAGUCAUCCACAACGUAUAUCCUUAUUCAUUUAGCCACAAGUGCACAGUUACAGUCUGACUGUUUAUAUAAUAACACGUGACUAACAGCAGGUUCUGGAAUUUUGAAACCCGUAUUGGUCCACAGGGACAGUCCAAAUUUUUGCUCCUAACAGCUGGGAGCUGAGAGAGAAAAACAUUUGGACCAGCUGGGGGUCUGUGUUUCCCAAAACAACAGUGAGAGCUGUUCUCAGCAACGGAAAUUAGUGACUCUCCUUAAAUAAAUGACAACUCUUACCACAGCUCUGUUGAAUUCUCAAAUCUGAUUGGUUCUCAAGUCUGAUUCUCAAAUCGCAGGUUUAUAUUAAUGUGGUUGUUCCAAAACAUUAUCAUUUCUAUAUUAACAACUUGUAUCACGGAUGCUCCGCAUAAACAGAUGUAAUUGUUCAUAUACUGAAGUUUUCUGGGAGGAGACAAUUAUUUAACAUUUUUCAAAGGAGGCUCCAUUGUGUGGAGGGCCACUUUUGGGAUCUUGCAAAAAAGAAAAAAAACACUCUGGCAUGUCUUGGACCUGAUUCUACCACUUUUGUAAGUUCCUUAGGAUAAAAGUGUUUGCAAAAUGAAUAAUCCAACCAGCAAAUCAAGUCCCAGCACGAUCGUGUCAUUGUGGUGUUGCGUCUACGUUAGGGGAGUUGGAUAUACAGUAAGUAUCUCAAGAGCUCAUGUACUGGUAUCAGGGCAACACUCCAGGGUGUUUGGUGUUAACCUUUUUCUCCAAUUGUACUUAUAAAGCAAGGAAUAAAUGUGUAGUUGUACUUUUAUAAUAUAUUUCUUAAAUGCAGAAAUAUGCAGCUAAAAUGUGAAGUGCAAAGAGCAGAGGAUGUGCCUCCAUUCACACCCUGACUGUGUGGAGUCAUACUUACCUUGGCUGAUUAAUGGCUCAUAUUGUAAUGGCAUUGUGGCCUGCACUCUCUCACAAGAAAGAGCGAGAGAAAGAGAGAGAGAGAAGACUAAAUGUACAGCCUGUGACUUUUCUGAACCAAUGCCAAACCCGUCUCUGUAGUAUGUCACCUGUGGACGAAUUCAACAAGAUGGAGUUCGUAUGGCUCAUAUGCUUUUAAAGAGGAUAAAUUAAUUGUGAAGGAUAAUAUAUAAAGAAUAAAAUGUGCUGUUAUAGAAAAAUAAUCAAUGUCAACGCAGAGCAGAGUUCCUCUUACCAGCCCAUAGUUGAUUAUUUUCCUGUAACAGCAUGUCACAAAGUGUUUUAUUCCUCUUACGCUACAGCUACAUGGGUCAGUUUGGUCUAUGUUAGGAUGAUGCAAUGGUCUAUUUUGUGUGUGCAUGUGUGUGUUGGGUUGUGGUGGUCAGUUGGCAUGGCAUCACUCUAUCAUAGAUGCCAGGAUAAGACAUUGCACCUACACCUGCCUCUCUUCCUGUUUAUGUCUUACAUCAGCAGCUUAGCUCCACCCCCACUGCUCUGCACUGGGCUUGUGAUUAGCGGACUGAUUCUCGCUGGUUGCUUGGACGGCGAGUCUCGCUGCUUCCACUGCUGUUAUAAAUAGUCGAUGUUUUAAAUAGGACAAUUUAUUGUGUAAGCAUUCAUGUGUGCAGAGCAUCUCCAGAAGGCAAAUGCAUGUAAGCAUGCACUGAUCACUGUGCAGAUUCCUGACAUUCUCCUGAGAUCUGCUCUCUCUCACUGCUCCUUAUCCCUCUCUCUUUCUGUGGAGAGAAUGAAGCAACUGUCACGUUCAUUUUUGAACAAAUGACAUUUUAGGGAAAAAAAAAGCAUGUGGGUGUUUUAUCAGUGAAGUUGAGUCAAUAAGAUUUCAGAGCACCGACCAUGCAUUGCUAUAGCUACUGCUGAAUAUUUACAGGACUUUUAAAGGCACACCUGUGGUCCUUAAAUGAACAGUUUAGGAAAAAAUUUAAUGUUUGGUAUUUAAAAUUUCCUUCUUUAGUUUUGCACUACUAAUGCAGCUAACAGGUAAUGGAACCUUUCCCAUAAAUAUAUGCACCGUAUCUUUUUUUAAUUUGCUGUAUAAAAAAUAUAAUAUAAUAAUAUAUAAUAUUGCAUAUAAUAAAGCUGAUUGCGGUAACAUUAUGGAGGCAUCUUGAUGGAGUUUCUAUCUAUCUAUCUAUCUAUCUAUCUAUCUAUCUAUCUAUCCCAUAGAAAACUUUCACAGGGACUUGUAUGGUGGACACAUUUAUGGAAGUCUCCAGUGUCAGCACUUAGUAACAGUAAGAGUUGAAGCUAUAAUUAAGUUUUCUGAUAUGGGAAAGGCUUUAGAAAGGAGGACUUUGCAGUUUCUAGAAAGAAAAAGAGAAGCUGGUGAGGGAACUAACUUGUUUUGUGGGCAUUCCACAACAUUAAACAUAACUAUAAAUGGAUAAAAUAAGCAGUGUUGAUCUUUAAUUAAUAAAAUAAUUGAAGUAGUUGACAAAUUGCUGAGGUUUAAGAAGAAUAAAACACAUCGGAACAACUUUAUUUGUUAAUUAUUUUCCUAUAACAGCAUGCCCCAUGAUUUAUUGCUACGUGUAUACAUAUUGUUAUCUGAAUGUGUGCUGAUUUAUAGUGAUGCUAAACUGGUGGCUAUAAGCUUUCCUUUAAUGUUAGCUACAUUAGCUUUGUAGGUCCAAAGCAAACUAAAGAAAAAAAAAACGUUAAUGGUGUACAAUUCAUUUUUGGCUGAAUUAUUCCUUUAAAAAUGGUCAGGAUUGUUAAAUGAAGUGUGUUAUUUGUGACUUCUGCCCUUUCGUCACCUGUGACAGUCGGUGAUGUCGCUAUCUGUUUGUGUGUGCGUGUGUGUGAGUUGAGUGCACAAUGGAUCCACAGUGUCUCGCUGACUGAAUGCUAGUUUUGUUAGCUACUAAUAAAGGUUUGUUUCUUACUACAAUGAGCCGUAAUGCACCAAGCUCUUCAAUAGGGACGUCUUCAAGUGGGCCUCGAGGGUCCCCUUGUACAUUGAUUGGACUUAUGGAGCUCACUUUUAGUCCAUCGAGCUGUGUGUUGGAGUGACAAAUGCAGAUUUGAGCUUGUGAGGCAGCAGUGCCAGCCUGCAGGAGCACAAGGAGCCCAAGCAACACUACUGCGGCGUCUCUGAGGUUGUGCACGUUGCGAUGUCGGGUGCUAUGGGAGCCGCUGUGAGCUGCACGGGGAAGGAGAGACAAGACGCUGACCUGAGCCACACUGAGGGGAGGACAGAGAGUGAAAGGGGAUAUCCAGGGCCAAGCACCAUGGAAGAGUUUAAAGUCCAGAGCGCUAAGCACCCAACACCAAACAGCACACCCCUACGCACUCCCAGCGAGCACUCCAGAGAGCGAACCAAGCGUCUCUCCACAGAGUCAAACGGGACAAACGAAGGAGCAGCCGGUGCCAAAACACCUGUAGAGCUUACACCACUAGAAGAGGCUUUCAGACGCUUCGCCAUCCACGGAGACACCCGCGCCACCGGCAAGGAGAUGCACGGCAAGAACUGGUCCAAAUUGUGCAAGGACUGCAGCGUCAUAGACAGCAAAACCAUCACCCUCACAGAUGUGGACAUCGUCUUCUCAAAAGUCAAGAACAAGUCUGCCCGCACCAUCACGUACAGCCAGUUCAAGGAAGCUCUUUCUGAGUUGGCCAGGAAGCGCUUCAAAGAUAAAACCAGCGAGGAGGCAGCGGAGGAGGUCUUCAAAAUGGUCGAAGGGAAGUCGCCAGUUAUAUCUGGAGUUACGAGAGCCGUGGCAUCCCCCACCGUAUCCCGUCUGACCGACACCACCAAGUUCACAGGUUCUCAUAAAGAGCGUUUUGACCAGGCAGGCCGCGGGAAAGGCAAAGCGGGCCGCGUUGACAUGGUCGAUACAUCCGGCUACGUGCCUGGCUACAAACAUGCAGGCUCAUACGAGAAGAAAGUCCAGGGCAAACAGCAACAAAAACCCAUGUGAGAUUUCCCCCUGUUCCAUCAACAGACAAGGCAGGGGAAAAAAAAAAAAAAGCACAACAGGAUCAUAUUUGCUAUUUCCAUUUGUUUAUAUGCAUCAUUUUUUUCUGUGAAAGAGAUUUCCGUUUCCUGCGCUGUUGGAGAACUGGAACAAUGUUUACAUCGACAGACAAGAGACGCAGCCGGCUGGUACAUUCCUCAUCAAGAAUGAAGAUGAUCAUCAUACUCUGAAAUUUCAGAAGGGAAGAACAGAGUGGAGAGCACAAAAAUAUUAAGGAGUUGUGAAUGAUAAUGAGAAGAUCAACAAGGAAAACACUAAAUGGAUGCAAAAUAUUUGAUAAAUGUCUACAAUAGCACAUACGAGGUCUAGUCAAAAAGUUCUAAGCCUUACAGAUAGCAGUAUGGAAGCAGUGAACUGCUCUGUGCGGAAGUAUUUAAGUUCUUCUAGGAACAAGCCAAUGGUCAGAACUGGUCAGAAAAAAGGAGCAACAUGUAUACACGAGGUUUUCUGCGAAACAUAGUGCAGCGAAAUAUAGUUUAGCUAAGCCGUUCUUUAAGGUUGGCAUCAUGAUUACCUCCCAGCAUUAUACCUGGAACUGUUUUUAAACGGAUCGACAUUAGGCUACUCUCUCAAGGAUUUUAGGCAUCCAUCAAAAAUGUACCACAUGCCAUUGGUUUUAAUGAGAUCAGUACGUUGAUACACACAUAUCAGAUCAAUACUUUGAUUAUUACCAAGGAGGAUAAAAGGGAAAUUAUCCCUGUCUCCACUCACAUCAAGAGCUGUAUGAUUCAGAGCAAAAAAAAAAAAAAAAUCUAAGGGUAACUGAUUGAAAGCCUCAAAUUUGCACACAAUACAUACAAUUCACUUAAAAUCGAUAUCUGCUCGUUAACAUGAUAAAUCAGCAAUGCGUAUCAAUGUCUUUUUUUUUUUUUUUUUUUUUUUUUUUGGUGCAUACCGAAAACUCUGUGUAUGUAGCCUUAAAAUCACAAAUGAGUAUUCUCCAUUGUCAUCUUAGGACUUUUUGAUCAGACCUCACAUUCUAUAAGUAGGAAUUUUUGUUUUUGGACAUCAUUAUUUGUGACCUCUUUGCUAUCUGGCAUAAAAUAUAAAACAAAAUGUUUUUAAUUUAGCCUUUUUUUUUUUUUUUUAAAGUUCUUUCACAAUGUCUAAUACUGCCCUUUAUACUUGUGUGUUUUAUGGUGCAUCUUUGCUUGUGAUCAGAUUAGACUUGUACAGUUUUUUUUUUUUUUUUUUUUUUUUUUUUAAAUGAGCCUAGUGUGACCUAUUCAGAAUCCAUGAGCUGAUGUCUACUGAUAUUAGAUUGUGAAUUUGUGCAUAAGUCCUUAAACAGUCACCAAAUUUGACGGCUCGUACGCUCUGCUCGGUUGUUACAUCACAAAUGGUGAUCUACAUUUUAUAUAUAUAUAAUAUAUGGUUAAUGUUUCUGUCCAUUAUAUAGGGUCAAAAUUAUUAAUAGUGUUUAUAAUUGUGUUUUUAUGCUAACGCUUGAUGGCAUAAUAUGAUACACUGGCUGAUACACAGUUUCUCUGUUGACACCUGUCACAUAAAAACGCACUGAGAUUAGACAGCAGGAAGUCAGGAGGGGAUCAUGUGAUUGGUUUAUUAUAACACUGUCUUAGCACAAUUUACUAUCUAUACUACUAUGCACAACCGUUAUCACUUACUGAUCAGAUCAGACACAUGCCGAUAUGACAUUUUUAUAUCAUUAGAACUGAUCUUUUAUCACUGUUUUUGAGCGUGAGAUAAAUUUACUCAGCUACUCACAAACUUUAGCAUAUGGCAUCACCACAAAAGUUUACCUUAACCGUAAUUAUCUACUUUGCUACUGUUAGCUCACCAAUUACUGUAGAACGUGGCAUUUAGUAUGUACGCAUCGGUAUGUACCUAAAAAGGUGCAUGUAGUGUACUUUCAAAACCUUCCUAAGUGCAAAUAUUAGAGGUCAUUUAAUGUGAUGUUUGUGAUCGCCUGAUGAAAUUUAUAUUACGCUCUUCCUUCUUUUACAUGGAGAUGCCUGUCACAGGUCUCUUAUACUGCCUUCAGACUUUAUCCUGGGACUUCAGAUGCGGCCCAAACAUGGUGCCUACUCAUACAGCCUCCUGCGUGACAGGAAGUUAAAAGUAUUGGGUUGAAUAAGUCUGGUUAAUACUCGUAAUAAUAAUUACAAUGUUUUCUAAAUUAAAUCGCUUAAAAACCUUUUUUGUGGUUUCAGAGUUGAGACAUUUUAUAUCACGGCACCUUUUAGUAUGUGCAAUUUUUCCAGUCUAAUAAACGAUGUUUACAAUGAUUGCAUUUUAGCCAAAUAACAUGAAAUAACCUUAAAUGGUCCCAAGGUCAUAAGAUUCCCAUUUAAUGUUCCAUCAAUACAUACAGGAGUGGUACACAACCUUGAUAUAGAAACCAGAAAUUGUUAUUCCAGAAAAGAAUAAAAGCAUGUAUACCUUUAAAUUUCUGACCAGGUAAAUCUCUGUAUUAUUAAGAAUCAAUAUACUAGCAGCUUUCCAGUGCAAGUAAUUACACUUCUGCGCUGCUGAUACAGUAAUAUAUGGUAUUUAAUGUCAUCUUCUUUGAAAAUAUUAGGUUAGAUAAUUAACACACUGUUUCAGUUGAGCAACAAAGAGCAAAAAUAUGCAGCAGGUUUCUUGGAAGGAAGAGGACAGCAUGUAUAGACAUAUUCUUCUAUAGAACAUCUAUUUUUCCAGUAUAGUGUCACACUGUUCCUGUUAGUUCCUGCUUGGAAAGUGACUCAUAUUUAUAUCAAAAGAGCAAAUUUGAAAUAUUGUUGUUGUAUUUUAACAAAUGGUUGCUGUUUUGUGUGCUUUGACGCCAAAUACUGUAAACCCUCCGUUUUCGAGGAACAAAAUGUUGUCUUAUUUUUCAUAUAACUAUUUUUCUAUGUGUUACAGUGCCCUGCUGCAUGUUAUGUGUUUAAGGUAACGUUCAACAGACCUUUAACUUGUCCCUAUGUUGUAGCAUUGUUCUGAAUAAAAAGAAAGAAAAGGA